AUGCUUUCGAAGAAAAGAACGGCGAACAGCACGAAAUUGGACGAACUGUUGAAAGCGGGAGCCAGUGGGAAAAAACCGGCUGUGGACAUAGACAAGGCAAUAUCAUCGCCAGCCCAUCGUUUAGUGAAGGAAGCCAUUGCGUUCAUGAAACAGACAGCUGUUCACGACACUACAGAGCAGUACCGUAACUCGGGGUUCUCGAUACUGGAUCCAGAAAAAGAGCCAUUAGCCAUCAGUCGAUUGAAAAGUCUUGUGAUGUCGAAUAGGUUACCGCAUACUGUAAUGAGAGUUUCAACUCCUCAGAAUGGUACCAAGAAAUCCUUCAAGAAAGAGAAACGGAAAAAUCAUCGAAAGAAAAAAGUGCCGAAAGGGCAAAAGCCAGUUGAAAUGGCUCGAUAG
Cooperia oncophora is the source of this 399-nucleotide messenger RNA. NCBI's taxonomy places the organism in Eukaryota, Metazoa, Nematoda, Chromadorea, Rhabditida, Trichostrongylidae. The record is from the annotation of a GenBank genome assembly.